Messenger RNA from Thunnus maccoyii (southern bluefin tuna), 1252 nucleotides. It is a transcript of the gene bdh2, whose product is annotated as 3-hydroxybutyrate dehydrogenase, type 2. The coding region runs from base 229 to 966 and encodes 245 amino acids. The record is from RefSeq and is a predicted model, not a curated record. Gene Ontology annotation, biological process: siderophore biosynthetic process. Gene Ontology annotation, cellular component: cytoplasm. The transcript is spliced from 10 exons. NCBI's taxonomy places the organism in Eukaryota, Metazoa, Chordata, Actinopteri, Scombriformes, Scombridae. Gene Ontology annotation, molecular function: 3-hydroxybutyrate dehydrogenase activity.
CUUCGCCUACAUCAUAGACUGUAUAAAAAUGGCCUACAUGGCAGUAUAAAGAGAAGCUUGCUUAAAGCAAGAUCCUCAACAAACCUCUGUUGCGGACAUUUCCUGUUCGGCAACCAAUAGCAGUGAUGAGCAGAGGGUCACGUGACGGACUCCUCUGAGCUUCGUCUUUCACUGUGUCGGACCCAUAGGUCGGAACCCAACAGAGGCAGCUGCAGUUAACGGUGCACCAUGGGCCGCCUGGAUGGGAAAGUGAUUGUGUUGUCAGCUGCCGCACAGGGGAUUGGACGUGCUGCUGCAAUAGCAUUUGCAAAGGAGGGAGCUCAAGUCACCGCAACAGACAUCAAUGGAGAGAAGCUGAAGGAGCUGGACGGCAUUCAAGGUAUCAAGACUAAGGUGGUGGAUGUGACUAAGAAGGACCAAGUGGAAUCUCUGGCAAAGGAACAUGACCAUGUAGAUGUGCUGUUCAAUGUUGCAGGGUUUGUGCACCAUGGCUCCAUCUUGGACUGUGAAGAGGCUGACUGGGACUUCACAAUGAAUGUGAAUGUGCGAAGCAUGUACCUCAUGUGCAAAGCUUUCCUGCCUAAGAUGUUGGCGAAAAAGUCAGGAAACAUCAUAAACAUGGCAUCUGUUGCAUCAAGCAUAAAAGGUGUUGUGAACCGGUGUGUCUAUAGUACCUCCAAGGCUGCGGUGAUUGGGCUCACCAAAUCUAUAGCUGCUGAUUUCAUUGAGCAAGGCAUUCGCUGUAAUUGUGUUUGUCCCGGGACUGUUGAUACUCCAUCACUGAGGGGUAGGAUCCAGGCCCAACCUGACCCAGAACAGGCUUAUAAGGAUUUCAUGGCGAGACAGAAAACUGGCAGAAUGUGCACAGCUGAAGAGGUGGCAUACCUGUGUGUGUACCUGGCCUCAGAUGAGUCAGCGUAUGUGACUGGGACUGAGCAAAUCAUCGAUGGAGGCUGGAGACUCUGAGGAAUAUGUGGCAAACUCAUCAUCUCAGUUGUGCAGUUGCAUCCUCUUUUUUUUUUUUUUUUUUGGAUGCAAGUGCCUAAAUCAAAGAAAAGUGUGCACAAUUUGCUGGCAUGCUAACUUUUUUGAUUUUGCAUAUUAUUUUCAAAGAUUUUGUGAGAUUUUCCAACUUAAAUCUAUGCUGCUAAUGUGUCUAUGUAGUGCCAAAACACUGACAAAUAAAUUGACUGUCACAGCUAUAUUGAUGUUGCUACCUUUUUAAUAAACAUAUUCCUUGUUAAAUACCUAA